GACGGCAGGGACUAUCCGAUUUCACCCAUCCAAGAGCCACUGUAACCAUAGCGGGACAGCCAUUUCCACAUCUCAUCUACCAAUAUCGUCUGGCCUACAGUGGCUGGCGCUACGGCCAUGUUGUGCGGGGCGGUGAAAGCUAUUCAGCACUGGCAGAGGGGUUACAGUAUGCCCUGCAUAAAUGUGGUGGAACUCCGGCAGAACAUCGCACCGACAGCUUAAGCGCCGCCUAUGUCAAUCAGAGUCAAAAGAAACAACUCACGCAAUCGUACGAUGGUCUUUGCCUGCAUUAUGGCAUGAUCGGGACAACGAACAAUCCCGGACUCGGUCACGAGAAUGGGGCGGUUGAGACCGCACAUGGGUCGUUGAAGCACCGUCUGGAUCAGGCCAUCAAGCUGCGGGGCAGUGCUGACUUUGCCAGCAUUACGGAAUAUCAAGCCCUGAUUGAUCGCUGCAUUGAGCGUCUCAAUCGUUACAGUGUGACGCGCUUUAAGGACGAGCAAAAACAUUUACAGCCGCUGCCGAAGUAUCGCUUCAUGGAUUACUCGGAAAUUUCGGCCAAAGUGACCACCAGCAGCACGAUUGAUGUCAAACGUUGCCUCUACACCGUGCCGUCACGACUCAUUGGUGAAACGUUACGCAUUCACCUCUACCAUGACAAACUGAUCGGGUUUGUCGGGCAAAGCCAGGUGAUUGAAUUAGUCCGGGUCUAUCCCGAGAGGGCAGCGGAAAGAGCCCGACGCAUUGAUUAUCGCCAUGUAAUUCACUCGCUGGCCGCUAAGCCCCAGGCCUUUCGAUUCUCCAAUUUCCGCGAUGAGUUAUUCCCAGACGAUCACUACCGGCAACUGUGGCAAAUUGUUGAUCAAAAACUUCCGGCCAAAGACGCCUGUAAGUGGAUGGUCGCCGUGCUGAGGAUCGCCGCAGACCAUCAGUGCGAGAGGGAAUUGGGACAAACCUUAUUCCAGCAAGCACAAGCCAAUAAGUUGCCGACUCUAAAGAUGCUGCAAGCACAAUAUCUGCACAAGAAGGAUCAGCCAGAGCUGCGCACAAAGCAGCACGAUAUUGCGGGCUAUGAUGAAUUGCUGACCGGCCGCUGGGUUAAACCUCAAACCCAAGGAGGCACGCCAUGCCUCUCAAGUCAGAACCUGGAUAACUAUCAGAAACAGGCGAUUGAGAAGACGUGGAGUUAUUCAGAAUUCCUGAGCAAGCUCUGCGAGCAGGAACUGGCCAGACGCUUUCAAACAAGGACCAGUAAGUGGACUCGAGAAGCUCGGCUCCCUGCAGGUAAAAGCUUUGCAACUCUCGAUUUUACGGAUUUACCCAAAGCCGUUCAACAGCCCAUACUCCAGCUCAAAGAUGACCACCAAUGGGCGCUACAAGCAGGCAACGUACUGCUGAUCGGGCCUUCCGGGGUUGGCAAAUCUCACAUUGCCGCAGCGCUAGGCUAUCACCUGAUUGAGCGCGGCGUUCGCGUCAAAUGGCUCUCCGCCAGCGAACUCGUCCAGCAGCUGCAAAAGGCAAAAAAGAGCUGGAUCUGA
Messenger RNA from Priapulus caudatus, 1538 nucleotides. RefSeq lists its product as uncharacterized. The transcript is spliced from 2 exons. The annotation marks the transcript as partial. Gene Ontology annotation, molecular function: ATP binding. NCBI's taxonomy places the organism in Eukaryota, Metazoa, Priapulida, Priapulimorpha, Priapulimorphida, Priapulidae. Gene Ontology annotation, biological process: DNA integration. The record is from RefSeq and is a predicted model, not a curated record.